Messenger RNA from Daldinia decipiens, 288 nucleotides. RefSeq names its product small nuclear ribonucleoprotein E. The transcript is spliced from 3 exons. Gene Ontology annotation, molecular function: RNA binding. Lineage: Eukaryota; Fungi; Ascomycota; Sordariomycetes; Xylariales; Hypoxylaceae. Gene Ontology annotation, cellular component: U4/U6 x U5 tri-snRNP complex; U1 snRNP; U4 snRNP. The coding region runs from base 1 to 288 and encodes 95 amino acids. The record is from RefSeq and is a predicted model, not a curated record. Gene Ontology annotation, biological process: mRNA splicing, via spliceosome; spliceosomal snRNP assembly.
AUGACCGGUCGUGGCGGCGGUGGCGGACGCAAGAUCUUGCUUCCUCCCAUCAACUUCAUCUUCAAGCUUCUCCAAACACACGCGACUGUCAAGAUCUGGUUAUAUGAACAAUUGUCAAUCAGAAUCGAGGGUAAAAUUAGGGGAUUCGACGAAUUCAUGAACCUUGUUAUUGAUGACGCGGUCGAAGUAAAGCAAAUCACAAAGACAAAUACAGAGGAGAAGAGAAGACACUUAGGACAAAUCUUGCUAAAGGGUGACAACGUGUCGUUGAUCCAAGAAGCCGUAUGA